Molecule: messenger RNA, 429 nt
Organism: Chroicocephalus ridibundus (black-headed gull)
Lineage: Eukaryota; Metazoa; Chordata; Aves; Charadriiformes; Laridae
Exons: 5
Source: RefSeq, a predicted model, not a curated record
AUGCCGAUGCUCUCGCUGCCCCACAGAAGAGGCAGCGUGGUGGUGAACUACAAAGUCAUGUUGCACCUCACCACAGCCACCAGCUCUUCAGAAACAUCCACCUCGAGAAGCACCUCGGAAAUGUCCACAGCAGCCAGCGCCACCAGCUCUUCAGAAACAUCCACCUCGAGAAGCACCUCAGAAACGUCCACAGCAGCCAGCUCUUCAGAAACAUCCACCUCGAGAAGCACCUCGGAAACGUCCACAGCAGCCAGCACUGCUGCAACCUCCACAGACACCUUCGCUCCUACAGCCACCAUGACCACCAGCACCUCUACAAGCCCCACAACCACCAGCACCUCUACUACAACCUUGGGAACAGCAACCAGCACUGCUGCAACCUCCACAGACACCUUCGCUCCUACAGCCACCAUGACCACCAGCACCUCU